Messenger RNA from Cydia splendana, 387 nucleotides. It is a transcript of the gene Tfb5, whose product is annotated as general transcription factor IIH subunit 5. Gene Ontology annotation, cellular component: transcription factor TFIIH core complex; transcription factor TFIIH holo complex. The record is from RefSeq and is a predicted model, not a curated record. The transcript is spliced from 2 exons. Lineage: Eukaryota; Metazoa; Arthropoda; Insecta; Lepidoptera; Tortricidae. Bases 109 to 330 code for a protein of 73 amino acids. Gene Ontology annotation, biological process: transcription by RNA polymerase II; nucleotide-excision repair, preincision complex assembly; nucleotide-excision repair.
GGAGACGACGCUAUCAUUCAGUAGUAUUUUCUGAAAUAAUUAUAAUCAAUAGAAGUAAAACAAUCGACUUAUUUGAUUUCUCCGUAUUAUGGAAUUUAUUUAUUAACAAUGGUGAAUGUUAUGAAAGGAGUGCUCGUGGAAUGUGACCCGGCUAUGAAACAGUUCUUACUCCACCUCGACGAGACCCUGGCCCUCGGCAGAAAAUUUAUCCUCCAAGACCUGGACGAGACACAUCUGUUCAUAUCGGCAGACAUUGUAGAAACCUUACAAGCAAGAGUUGAUGAUCUGAUGGACCAAUUGAGUAUUCCUGUACAUGAUAAAGGCAUCUAAUUCUAAUUUGUAUCUCUACAAUUCAAAAUGGCGGCUAGAGAGUCGGGUAGAGUAAAA